AUGUCUCAAAAUCUCCUAACCACCCCAAAACUUAUUAUAAUUGCUGUGACUGUGAUCGCAAAUUUAAGUCCGAGUUAUCAUUGCAGCAACAUCUCACAGGCAAAAACCACCACGCCUGCGACCGAAACAAGAAGCAGAAAAAGCAAAUCCGCUGCAAAAAACGUGGUCUCACUUCUGCAAACCCGCUCGAAGUCGAGGACCAUCGAACAUCCGUGCAAGAAGAGAUUCAAAGGUCUUUCGGGGUUGAUAGGCCAUCUUGAGCACGGCAGAUGCGCUUCUGGAAUAACCCGACAAAAGAUCAACUCGUUGAUUCUAAAGCAUAAUAUAGACGGAUUGAUCAUCGACAUACCUGCUAGUGAUUCUGCACCAAGUGAUACAGAGGAUGGGUCAAGCACAACGUGGGAUGCCAUUGCGACCCCUGGUACAGGAUCUACGUUUUCUGUAGACCCUGAGGAGUGGGAUGGCAGGGGUGCAAUCGUUGCUGCAAGCCCUCGGUCGUCGAUCUCAUAUACGAUUUCAGAAGAGGCUGCAACUCCUACCCCCGAUAUUGGAGCUGAUGUAUCUUCAACUGAUGUAACGACUCUCGUAACUGUUUGUGCCCUAUCAAACGGGCGGCCGUUUACCAGCAGAUCGGCUCUGCAGGACCACAUUUCGUCUACAGUCCAUGAAAAGCGCAUCUUUCACUGCCCGAAAUCUUUGGACUCUGGGAAACGUGGCGCGAAGACGGGGUCAUUUGCUACGCUUAGUGCGCUACUCAGUCAUUUAGAAGCCGGGGUUUGUCAAGGCGGAAUUGAUACAUUUUGCGAAACGGUCAAGUAUCUUAACAUGACAUUAAGAGAUAUUGGCUUAGAAGAGGAAUUGCUAAAGCAAUACUAUAAUUUGUGA
Messenger RNA from Talaromyces rugulosus, 885 nucleotides. RefSeq lists its product as uncharacterized. The record is from RefSeq and is a predicted model, not a curated record. NCBI's taxonomy places the organism in Eukaryota, Fungi, Ascomycota, Eurotiomycetes, Eurotiales, Trichocomaceae. The coding region runs from base 1 to 885 and encodes 294 amino acids. The transcript has 2 exons.